UUACCCAAAAUAAAAUAAAUACCAAAGAAUUGAUUAAAAAAAAUAAACAGGGUUGAAAAAAUGGGAAGUGCACAGAUGAAUGCAUCGGGCUUAGUAGCAGCAUCUCUACCUCCAAACCACAAAUUUGCUCACAAAACCAAGUCAUUGAGGCUGUCCAAACACAACAAUGCCGUCAGAUUUUGUAGAGCCGACAACGCCAUAAGAGCCGUCGGCACCGUGCCGGCGAAUCAAUCUCCGGCCACCGUCGACGACGACGAACCUCCCUCCGUCGAUUUCGCCUUUGUCCACUCCGUACUGUUGCCGGAUGGAACACCAGACGUACACAUGAGAAGAGCUUGCGGCGGACAGAAACUAAGGGACAUCAUGUUGGAUUCCAACGUCGAACUAUACGGUCCCUAUGCUAAGCCAUUGUCGAACUGUGGGGGAGUAGGAACUUGCGGCACUUGCAUGGUUGAGGUCGUGGAUGGGAAGGAACUUCUAAGCCCUCGAACCGAUAUAGAAAAGGAGAAACUUAAAAGGAAACCGAAAACGUGGAGGCUGGCUUGCCAAACAGCAGUUGGAGAAUCGGACUCUAAUGGACUCGUUGUCAUUCAACAAUUGCCCGAAUGGAAAGCCCAUGAAUGGAAGAUGAACAAAGAUUUGGCAUAUAAUCCCGAGGAUUAAUUCUAAACAAAAUUACGCAUUUAAUUAAAUCAUAACAUGAUGUUUAAUUAUUACGAUCAUUAGUUUUUUUUUUAAAUUAAUUAUUUUCGAA
This is a messenger RNA of Tarenaya hassleriana, 754 nucleotides long. Its product is annotated as photosynthetic NDH subunit of subcomplex B 3, chloroplastic. Gene Ontology annotation, cellular component: chloroplast thylakoid membrane. Gene Ontology annotation, biological process: P450-containing electron transport chain. The coding region runs from base 61 to 663 and encodes 200 amino acids. Gene Ontology annotation, molecular function: 2 iron, 2 sulfur cluster binding. The transcript has 6 exons. Lineage: Eukaryota; Viridiplantae; Streptophyta; Magnoliopsida; Brassicales; Cleomaceae. The record is from RefSeq and is a predicted model, not a curated record.